GGAUCGAAGUCUAUCCCUUUCAACCCAAACCCUCAAAAGACAAGGAAACCCCACCUCACUCGGCUGCCAAGAUCCCCUUCCCAUGGCCUCCCACCAGCACCACCAGCACCACCACUGCCCGCCGCCCGCCGCCGCCGCCACCUCCUAUUGUUGCUGCCACUACUCCACUUACUACACCCCUCCUCCACCACCAGACCCACAUCUCCACUCCCCACCCUCUCAUUUCCACCACCACCCCCCUCCACCACAACCCCACCACCACUCUCCCCACCUCAACCCACUUCACGAUCCCUUCCCCCACCACAACCCUCACCAGACCCCACAUCACCCACCACAGCAAACCCACCGAGACUUUCAACCCACCGUCUCUUCCCUCCUCCGCCGCAUCGCCACCCUCGAAUCCUCCCUCCUCCGCCGCCAGUACUCUUUUAACUCGAACCCACCGUCUUCUCGUUCCCUCCGCGACGCCGCCGCACGUACCAUCCAAACCCACUUCAGAGCGUUCCUUGUUCGCAGAUCCCGAACACUACGGCAGCUCAAAGACCUCGCCGCCGUCAAAUCAGCUCUCAACGCCCUCAAAACGUCGUUAAAUCAGGACACCCAGUUUGAUUCUCAGGCGAUCUCUCGCCGCGCCGCGAACUUGCUCCUCAAACUGGACUCUAUCCAGGGUGGUGAUCCGAUGAUUAGGGAUGGGAAAAGAUCAAUUAUCAGAGAGAUUAUUCGAUUUAUGGAGUUAAUUGACGAGGUAGCGGUCAAAAGAUGUGAAAUUUCGAGUCUAGCAUUGAAGAAUACAAGAUACAGAAGGACUGGUGGUAACAAGAUUAGGGUUAUGUAUGCUGAUGAGAGAGUUUUGGGGGAGAAAAAAUCGGGCGGCCGCGUUGAGAAAAUUCAUGGGUUUUCUGUGGAUUCCGAUUAUGAUCGUGAUGAUGAAGAAGGCAUCGAGGUUGAAAACCCUAGAAUUCCUGUCAAUGGUAAGGCUGGUUAUUCCCACAAUAGAAAUGGGGGGUUUGUGAAGACCCCAGCCAAAGUUAAGAAAAGUGUGAGCUUUGCGGAAAAUGGGAAUGUUUACAAUGUUUUUACAACUACCCGUGAACCAAUUUCAACGGGAGAUACUAAUAGCAGUGACGGGAGUGAUUCAGCUGAUAAUGAGAUAGAGAUUUUGGACAAUCUCUGUAGAGGGGUUGAGGAAAUUAGGGUUUUACCCAAGGGGAAUGAGGCUGAUGAAGAAGUGAAUUCGGAGGAUGGAGGGUCCCCUCAAAGUAGUGAUGGCGGAAGAAACCCUAGAAGGAAUUUGAGAGAUGAAGAUAGCUAUGAAGUUAUUGGACACUAUCAGGGCGAAAAUGAGGAGUUCACAUUUUCUACUCCCCAUCCUGUGAAGAUGGAAUCUAGAGCUGAUUUGAUGAAGAACAGGAAGUCUCUUAAAAUAGUUGAAUAAUUGAUGGGGGAAAAAAUCCUAGAAGGAAUUUGAGAGCGGGAGACAUAUAUGGGAUGAGUGGACACUAUCGGUACGAAAAUGAGGAUUUUUUUCGUUUUGCGCUCUGAAGCAUGUGAUACAUAGCGUUUAGACUGGGAGGAUCUCCUCCAGUUUUUAUGGACUAGUUCAGAUCAUUUGAGUCUAGUGGGCCGGGACCAAAGUGUUUUCUCUGCAAUGAACCAAACUGGUCCAAAGAAUUGGAGGGUAUCAUCGGUCUUCACAGGUGUUUGGUUUCGACUAAUGCAAACCUUUUCUGCGGCUGUUGGGUUUGAAAAGUAAGUUGUUCUGUUACGCAAUUUGUGUUCCGAAUUGUUUCUUUUGCAAAUCUUGUACUAACUUGUAACCUUUCCACGAAAGGUUUGUUUGUGUGAUUGAUGGGUGACCUGUUCCUUUAGGGUGGGUUUUGAUGUCAUUUGAAUCUUGGAUAUCUGCAGUUCCAAUGUUUUUCCCACUUUUCCCCCUUCA
This is a messenger RNA of Rhododendron vialii, 1939 nucleotides long. RefSeq names its product BAG family molecular chaperone regulator 8, chloroplastic. Gene Ontology annotation, biological process: protein folding. The record is from RefSeq and is a predicted model, not a curated record. The transcript is spliced from 2 exons. Lineage: Eukaryota; Viridiplantae; Streptophyta; Magnoliopsida; Ericales; Ericaceae. Bases 83 to 1435 code for a protein of 450 amino acids. Gene Ontology annotation, cellular component: plasmodesma. Gene Ontology annotation, molecular function: protein-folding chaperone binding.